UAAGGGCGGGCACCGGAGCCGCGCUUCCAGAGGCGGGGUCUCCCAUGCAAAUAAGGGGCGUGGGUCGGCGGGGCGGGGCGGGAGGGGCGCUGACCUGACGUCAGGCCUGCGGCCCGGGCAGUUGGCUCGGCGGCGGCGAAGCGGCAGGAGCAGCGGCGGGAGCGGGGCCGCGCGGCGGGGCGCGGGGAGCGGCGGCGGCCGAGCCGGAGCAACAUGGCGCCGGUGGGCGGGGGCGGGCGCCGGGGCGGCGGGCCGGCCCGAGGGCGCCUCCUCCUGGCGACGCUGCUGCUGCUGGUGCUGCUGUGGGCGCGGGGGGCCCGGGGUCAGAGCGACCCCCAGCGGGGCGCGAUCCUGGGCAUGAGGCUGGCGAGCUGUAACAAAUCGUGUGGGAUGAAUCCGGAUGGCAUCAUCUUCGUGUCCGAGGGCAGUACGGUGAACCUGAGGCUGUACGGCCAGAGGCUGGGCUCCAUCUCCAGCAACCUGAUCUCCUUCACCGAGGUGGACAACUCCGAGGCCACCCACAACUCCACCAACUGCCCUGAGCUCACCAAGGACCUGGUCGUCCAGCAGCUGGUCAACGUGAGUCGAGGGAACACGUCCGGGAUGCUGGUGGUGCUCACUAAGUUCCUCCGGAGGAGCGAGAACAUGAAACUGUAUGCACUGUGCACCCGGGCUGGGGUGGACGGGCCCUGGCAGAGGUGGACCGAUAAGGACUCGCUGCUCUUCAUGGUGGAGGAGGCUGGGAGGUUCCUGCCCCUCUGGCUGCACAUCCUCCUCAUUAUGGUGCUGCUGGUGCUGUCGGGCAUAUUUUCUGGUCUCAACCUGGGGCUUAUGGCCCUGGACCCCAUGGAGCUGCGCAUCGUGCAGAACUGUGGCACCCAGAAGGAAAGGCGCUAUGCCCGGAAGAUCGAGCCCAUUCGGCGCAAGGGCAACUACUUACUCUGCUCGCUGCUCCUGGGAAACGUGCUGGUCAACACCUCCCUCACCAUCCUUCUAGACAUCCUCAUUGGGUCUGGACUCAUGGCGGUGGCCUCCUCCACCAUUGGCAUUGUCAUCUUUGGGGAGAUUGUACCUCAGGCCUUGUGCUCCCGACACGGGCUGGCAGUGGGUGCCAAUACUAUCAUUCUCACCAAAUUCUUUAUGCUUCUCACCUUCCCCCUCAGUUUCCCCAUUAGCAAGCUACUGGAUUUUGUUUUGGGCCAGGAGAUUCGCACUGUUUACAAUCGGGAGAAGCUGAUGGAGAUGUUGAAGGUAACGGAGCCCUAUAAUGAUCUGGUGAAAGAGGAGCUAAAUAUGAUCCAGGGUGCCCUGGAGCUACGGACCAAGACCGUGGAGGACAUCAUGACCCAGCUCCAAGACUGCUUCAUGAUCCGCAGUGAUGCCAUCCUGGACUUCAACACCAUGUCGGAGAUUAUGGAAAGUGGCUAUACCCGCAUCCCCGUGUUUGAAGACGAGCAGUCCAAUAUUGUAGAUAUUCUCUAUGUCAAAGACUUGGCCUUCGUGGAUCCUGACGACUGCACCCCCCUCAAGACCAUCACCCGCUUCUAUAACCAUCCAGUGCAUUUUGUCUUCCAUGAUACCAAGUUGGAUGCCAUGCUGGAGGAGUUCAAGAAGGGGAAGUCCCACCUGGCCAUCGUGCAGAAGGUGAACAACGAGGGUGAAGGUGACCCCUUCUACGAGGUGCUGGGCCUGGUCACCCUGGAGGAUGUCAUUGAGGAGAUCAUCAAAUCUGAGAUCCUGGACGAGUCGGAUAUGUACACUGACAACCGAAGCCGGAAACGAGUAUCUGAGAAGAACAAACGUGACUUCUCAGCCUUUAAGGAUGCUGACAAUGAACUCAAGGUGAAAAUUUCACCUCAGCUACUUCUGGCGGCUCAUCGCUUCCUGGCUACGGAGGUUCCCCAGUUCAGCCCCUCUCUAAUAUCCGAGAAAAUCCUGCUUCGCCUGCUCAAGUACCCAGACGUCAUUCAGGAACUCAAGUUUGAUGAGCACAACAAAUAUUACAUUCGCCAUUACCUGUACACCCGAAAUAAGCCGGCCGACUACUUUAUCCUCAUCCUGCAGGGGAAGGUGGAGGUGGAGGCCGGGAAGGAGAACAUGAAGUUUGAGACAGGCGCCUUCUCCUACUAUGGGACCAUGGCCUUGUCCUCGCCCACCUCUGUGCCUUCAACCCAGGUCGGGUGUCCGCCUGGCAAGCGGAACUCCCUGCUCUCCUGGCUCUCAGACCACUCCCCAUCCCACCCCACCACCCUCAGUCGCUCAGCCUCCCUCAGUUACCCGGACCGCACGGAUCUCACGAACACAGCUACCUUGGCAGGCAGCAGCAACCAGUUUGGCAGCUCCAUCCUGGGCCAGUACAUCUCUGACUUCAGUGUCCGGGCGCUCAUGGACCUCCAGUACAUUAAGAUCACUCGGCAACAGUACCAGAAUGGGCUGCUGGCCUCACGCAUGGAGAACUGCCCUCAGUUUCCCCUGGAUGGCUGCACCAUCUGCACAGAGAACUUGGCCGGGAAGGCUGAGCUGCCUGUGGUAGAUGAGACCACGACUCUUCUCAAUGAGCGCAACUCUUUGCUGCACAGAGCUUCCCAUGAGAGUGCCAUCUGACAGGAGGGCCCGGGGCCCCCCGCCAGCCCCGCGGGGGUCUCCCCAGUGGGCCCACAUGAAGAUAGGGAGCCUGUUAGGCCAGGAGGGGUGCAGAUAGCCUGUCUAACUGAGCAGCCAGAUGGCCCCCAGAGUGUGGGGGUUUUGGCCUCCGACAGGGACCUCUGAACAACUCUGAGGUAGCGGCUGCCCAGUUCUAGACUGGCAGGGCAGUGGGCCAGCUACCAUGAGCGAGGCUGUUUUUUACUGAGAGAAUUUCUGAACUAGGCUCACUGCUCCUCUUUUUAAAUAUUGUUUGGGGAAAGGAAUGGGGAAGGUAAGACAGGGUUAAGGAACUUUAUUUAAAACGAUUUUUUUCCCCAUAAAAACUUUAAUUAAAAGGGGUAGGGUUUCUCACCCCAGGAAGCAAUAGCCAUAAUCUGCUCCCAGCCGUGACCUUCUGGCUUAUGUCCCUGACUCAGGGAGCCCACUCUUCCUCCUCUUCCUCCUCUCCCUCCUCCUCCUCCAGAGAGGGGAUCCUAGAGGCCCACUGGAGGAAGGUUUUCUCUCGGGAGGAAGAUAGUUCCUUUCAGGAAACAACCAAAUAGCGCUGAGAACAACUGCCUGGACACAUGCACUGAGGCUUGUCUGACGUUGCUGAGGCUGAAGGAUUCUGGGUAACUGUGAUGAGGGACAUGGUACUCCCAGCUACAGAGAGGAGCACACCUACUCCUGUCAAUCGCUGGAUCCUGGAAUUUCCUAGAACUCUGCUGAUGGGCUCUUCUGGUGAGUUGGGCUAGGCUGAGGAUUCUCACCCCUGUCUCCACUGGUUUGACUCAGAUCAGGGUCUCACACCUUGAAGAUCACUUACCCCUGCUCCCCAGGCCCUGCCCUUACUUUUACCAAAGGUUUCCCCCUAGGCGAGAGAGCAUCUGUCUACAUUACGGGUGACUUGUCUGAGAUACUCCUUUCCAUUCCAGGAGGGAAUCUGGUCAUGGGCAUCUGUGUUGUUAGCAAUUAAUACAUCCCCCUUCCCACCCCACAAUGUUAAGUCAAGUGUCAGUCACUGACCUAUGAAGCCCUUCUUUCCUGACUCCCUGCUUCUCAUCCCCAAACCCCAAUGCCUCUUGGGGAUUGAGGACAACAGGACACAUAGGAAGCCAACCUAAGGUUCUUCAUGCCCUUUCCUGUGUGGCUGAGGCUUACCCAACCCUGUUCACACAUGUACAAAACCCAGGAAAGGAAGUUUCUUCCUAAAAGGCACACAGCUGGCAGCCCUGUUGCCCCAUCUUUGUAAUCCUAGCCUGAGUUGUCAUCUUGGCCUUGGCUCAAGCUGGUGGUACUGGAACCCGAGAGCUCCGUCCCCACAUGGAGUUCUGCCCAGGCAGUUUUUCCUUGGGGCUGAAUUAGGCCUUGCUGCGGGGCUCCAGGCUUGCCACUGUUGGGGAGGCUGUGGGACCAAGGUCCAUGUUGGCCCUUUCAUCAGGUGAAACAGGUGCCCAGGGCCCAAGAUCAGGCGAGGGAGACUUGCAAGCCUUCCACCUAAGUAGUAUUUAUUGACCCUUUCUUCAGUCAGUGACUUCUGUCACCCCAAGUACUCUAUUCUUCAAGCGCCUGGAGAAUCCUAACUCUUGGGACCAGGAAAUGUCUUGUACCAAAUAUACUUGCCUGGCCAGUUUAAAGUCUUCCCCAGUCACAGAAUUUAUUCGUAAAAGUCUGGAGAGAAAGUGGGAAUACCCAUGGGUUCUCAGUCAUGAGAAAAAUAGACACUAGACCUUUAUUACCUGUUGGGGGAAACCCCUCAGUUUUCUACAGGAGCAGCUUGCUUUCUGAGUCCGCACGGGAGCUUGCAAAGCUGUGUUCCUGAGAGACCUGAGUGCCAGGUGGAGCAGACCGUAUUGGCCUGAACCAAGUGAGUGUGUGUGAAGUAAAAGGAGCAGGUGCACACACUUCCACAGCUACCUCUUUGCACACACAGUUACUACCAACAGAUGGUCCCUCCUCCCCCUCCCUUUUCCCAUUUAUAAUCACUUCUUGCAGAGGGUCAUAAUUAUUUCCAAAUAAUCCUGGUCCGAUGACUUCCUCCUCCCAGUGCAAUUUUUCACUUCCUAUUCCAACCUCUGGUUCCUGGGCUGAGCCAUACCCUGGAACUGGCCCACCCCUGCAUGUCUUCCCAUGUAAGGGAGACCUUUGUAAAUGGCCUCCAAAUGGGUAGGCAAGUCACAGCCACCGUAGCAAAUAACUCCUAUUUAUUUUGCAUAAGAUUUUAAUUUGUAUAUUUUUGUGAUUUAUUUUGGCAUUGUUAUGAGUUUGACUCUCGGGGAGUUUUGUUGUAUGACUCUUGUGUCUUUUGUCACAAGACAAUGAUAAUAUUUGCUAAACAAUAUAUGGAAUUUAUUUUUGAUUGGUAAUAAAAAAUGAAAUAUGAAAUCUUGGUGAGUCUAUAAUUUGCCUCUUUGAGUUCUGUCAGUAUUUGGUACCUGUCAUAAAGAUAGUGGCUGUGGUGGCUGUCACCUAUGACAGGGUAAGGGGCAAGUAUUCUGGCAGUGUUUAAUAGUAAAAAGGAAAGCAGAAAUGAAAUUUACAAAAUAUGUGUAAUCAAGGCUAUUGUCACAGGAGCUAGAGAGUGCCAGCUGCUGUUAGAUGUACAGGGCAAAUGUGCUCAACUGCAACAAUGAGGGGUCUUGUCAAAAUGGACACCAUAGUCUUCUGCCUACGGGUACUGGAGGGGGCAGUCAGCAUGGGCAAGUCGCCCCUUCUCUCUCCCCUGAGGGCCAAAGGAGAAAGUUUUAUCCAAAAGUAUGAUCACAUUGUUUCAUAACAUGCAGUCGCCUUUUUGUCCUUGCCCAUGAAGUUGGUGGAGGACUCAAAGUUGGAGAGCUCAUCCCCUGAAGAGCCCACCUGAGAGUCGCCUCACUGCAUCCACUCUUGAGGUUUCUGCUGGGUAGACUUGCGCAGCGCCCAUAGGUGCUGUGGCUGUGGUAAUCGAGUGUGCUGAGGCUAGAGGCUCAAGCAAGCCAGGCUUAACAGAGCAGACAAAUGUGGGGAAUAUUUAAAGGGGAGAGAAAAGGACAUUCCAGAUAAAAUAGCAGAUGCAAAAGCUUGUGUAUAGGGGGACACGAGAAUAAAUUUCAUCUGACCAUAUGUUCCACACAUGUUUAAGUCCCUGCUACAUGCCAGGUGCCACCAACAACUCAAUGAGUUUGGUGAGGAAGAGUCCCUGAGGGAGAUAGUCACACCAGAACCUUCUGAUCUCCUGUGUCCUCCACAUGGAACUCUUCUCCCAGGUCUUUGUGAGGCUCACCCCCUCACUUCAUCUAAGUUUCCGUUCAAAUGCCACCUCCUUGGAGAAGACUUCCCUGGUCACCCCAUCUAAAACAGCAUGGACCCAGUCCCUCUGUCCAUUUCCUCAACUUGCUUCGUUUUGCUCCAUAGCAUUUACUGCCAGACAGUAAAAUGAGGAUUUAUGUGUGGUUUGUUAUUCCCACACUAGAACCUAAGUUCCAGGAGGGCAGGGCCUUUCUCAUUCCCACAUGGUACCAGCACUAGAAUGGUACCUGGUACACUGUAGGCACUCAAUGCAGGAAAUACUUGUUGAAUGAAUGAAUGAAUGAAUGAACGGGUCUUACAAGAAGGUAAGUAUUGGAUGCUGUUGGGGAAGAGCACAUAGCUCCCAUAACCUUGACCCAAUCUAGUCAAGAGAUGGUAGAGGAAGACUGGCUGGAGUAAACGACACUUGCAGACUUGAGAAAUAAGCAGGAAUUUGCCAGUGAAGUCACAUUAGUUAUGAGUUUGAAACUCAAGAAUAAGUAUUUAGAUGAAACAUGGGAAUGUUUUGAACCAAAUGAGCAGUAAGGAAAAUGGCCUGGAGAGGAUCAAUGAGAGACCUGAAGGUCAAGUGGCAUGUAUCUCCACUGAUGCAGUGACUACCCAGGGGAGGGGGGCAAAGAAUGGUACAGAGCCAACAAAGAAAGAAGCUGGUGAAGUACUCUUGCGGCCUCUUAACAGAAAAUCACUCCUUGAGCAUCUUUGCCCUACUGGAUUCUUUUUGUCUUUGGGUAUACACAAUUUAAGUGAACAUUUGUUUUCCGAGUGCAAUCCAAUUGUCCUACCCA
Messenger RNA from Panthera uncia (snow leopard), 6695 nucleotides. RefSeq names its product cyclin and CBS domain divalent metal cation transport mediator 4 (gene CNNM4). Bases 214 to 2604 code for a protein of 796 amino acids. The transcript has 8 exons. The record is from RefSeq and is a predicted model, not a curated record. Gene Ontology annotation, biological process: magnesium ion transport; magnesium ion homeostasis. Gene Ontology annotation, cellular component: plasma membrane. Lineage: Eukaryota; Metazoa; Chordata; Mammalia; Carnivora; Felidae. Gene Ontology annotation, molecular function: sodium ion transmembrane transporter activity; magnesium ion transmembrane transporter activity.